Adineta steineri is the source of this 777-nucleotide messenger RNA. The record is from the annotation of a GenBank genome assembly. Lineage: Eukaryota; Metazoa; Rotifera; Eurotatoria; Adinetida; Adinetidae.
AUGGUUGAUAAAUAUGAUAUAUCACGAAAUCCAAGUGAUUUACCUAAAUCAUUAGGCAUUUUAAGUGUUCGUGCUGGUGCUUCACGUCAACAUUUUCUUAGUUUUGAUGAUAAAAGUUCGGAACAAGAAAAUGCUCAACAACACUUAACUGCUAAUACUUGGCCAGAAUCGAUUAGUGGAGAAAAGAAAAAAGAAAUAGGAGAUGUAUUUUCAACUGAAAUCGAUGAAGAAGUCUAUGAACGAUAUACUAUAGAAGCUUUUCUACCAGGAAGUUGGUCAAAAGGAGCAGGUUUACGAGAUGCAUUGAAAGAUGUGACUGAUAGUCAUUGCAGUGAAUUUUGUGAUAAAGCUGUUGUAAUAUUAGAAAAACGUACAAAUUAUGAAUUAGCAUUAAUUUAUAUUAAUAAAUGUAUUCUUUUAAAACCAUUUCAUAUUACAUUUUAUGAAAUUCGUUCGGAAAUUUAUUUAAAUUUAUGCGAUUUUCAAAGUUCCAUUUUAAGUUUACAAAAAGGUAUUUCAUAUAAACAAGCAACAACUAAUAAUCAAAAAUCAAUAAACGAACAACAAGAACAGCAACAACAACAACAAGUAGUACCAAUAAGUUCAUCGCCAGUAACUAAGGAUGAAAAAUUAACAAAUGAUAAAAUUGCUUUUCUUCGAUAUAUUUCUGGUGUUACAUUGUAUGAUCAAAAGCUUUAUAUAGAUGCAUUAAGUAUUAUUGCUAAUGGUUCUGACGUAUUUAGUACAUUUCCAUUUCAAAUCUAUAGACAAGGCUAA